UAAGGCGGGAGCGGGAGCAAGACCUAGGAGCGAAGCGUGCGGUGCCCCUGCCCAACCCAGUCCGCUCUAGCAUCCGACGCCAGGACUUCGCGCCCUCAGCUCCACCACCGAGCCCUUUCAUUUGCCAACUGCCGCCUGCAGGCAUGAGCCGCACGCGGGAGCCCAAGACUGCAGAGCGGUCAUGAGGCGGCGGCCCGGGAUUCACGGCUCCGCAACGCCAGCCCCCAAAUACGCUCUGGGCGCGGCACCUCCGGGAUGAGACCCCAGACGCAAGACCGCUGGAGCUGAGAUUGACUCCCAGUUCCUGAGAGCCUAAGCCGCUGGCACUGCGCCUCUGCAGCUUCUACACCUGCGCCCCUGACCAGACAGACGCCCAACAAGUCGAACUCCCCUUUCUUCCCAGGCUCUCCCGGACGCCGCGGACGCGCCAACAGCCGUGCCCAGCGAGCGGGCGGCCCAGCAAGUGUCAAGACCCUUCGGGAGCCACACUUUGUCACUCUUCCCUUCCCCAGACUGCUUCAGGCAGGGACACCUGAGUUGUCCGGCGCCCCCUCCGUUUUCCAUCACUGCAACUCCAGCUCCACUUUGCCAAUAAAGGUUUCUAAACCAGCCCCAAGCCUCCGUGCGCACAAGGACUCUACCCGCGCCCGCCACAGCGACCUCGGCAGCGGGCACUCACUACAGCCCGGCAGGCGGACGCAGACGCCAGGGCUCCCCGGCUACCUCCAAACAGUGACAACCCCGGCGUGCCUGGGGCCCCCUCUGGAACCAGCCAUCCCAAGACUCUGUGUGCGGGGCGGCGCGGCAGGCGGCCCCGAGGAGCGCGGAGAGGAGUGGAAGCCGCUUGCUGCGUGAGUGGCUCCGGGCGGCGAGGGCGGGGGAGCCAAGCGUGGAGGUAACUCCCGGCCGCAGUUGAAGCCCUCCUCCUCCUCCUUCUCCUCCUCCUCCUCCUCCCCGCGCUCCUCUGGCGGCCGCUCCCGCCCCAGCUGCGGCGCCGCGGCCACAUCUGGGGCGCCCAUGUGCGCUCGGGGGCUCGGCUGCGCCCGCCCCGCCGCCGACCCCGCAGCCCCCUGCCCGCAGUGUGGCCUCCGGCCUGGCCCGGGUCCCGGACAGCCCCGGGACCCCGUCCCCGCCGCCGCCGCCGCCGGGCAGCGCCGGGGUUUGCUCCGCUGCCGACUUGGACACCCCCGGCCUCGCGGUGGCUCCGCCGUGGUGCGGCGGCGACGGCGGCGGCGGCUCCUGCUCCCCAGGCCCCGAGCGCCCCGCCGCGCCAGGCGCCAGCCCCGCGGGCCCGGGAAGCGGGGCCCCGGCUGGGGCCGAGGCGGGCGCAGCGCUGCCGGGCUCCCGGGCUCCUACUCCUCCCGCGGCGCCACCGCCCGCCGCGCCGGGUCCUAAAGUCGCGCGUCUCAAGAGGAUGGUGCGCCUGGCGGCCGAGUUGCUGCUGCUGUUGGGGCUGCUGCUACUCACGCUGCACAUCACGGUGCUGCGCGGCUCGGGAGCCGCCGACGGGUCUGAAGCGGCCACGGGCAACGCGAGCGGAGCUCAGCUGCAGAAUAAUCUCAACGUGGGAAGUGACACCACAUCAGAAACCAGCUUUUCUCUCUCCAAAGAUGCACCAGGGGAGCAUCUGGAUCGCCAGGCUGCACACCAGCCCUUCCCCAGACCACGAUUCCGACAAGAGACUGGGCACCCUUCAUUGCAAAGAGAUGGCCCCAGAUCCUUUCUCCUCGAUCUACCAAACUUUCCAGAUCUUUCCAAAGCUGAUAUUAAUGGGCAGAAUCCAAAUAUCCAGGUCACCAUAGAGGUGGUCGACGGUCCUGACUCCGAAGCAGAUAAAGAUCAGCAUCCGGAGAAUAAGCCCAGCUGGUCAGUCCCAUCCCCCGACUGGCGGGCCUGGUGGCAGAGGUCCCUGUCAUUGGCCAGGGCAAACAGCGGGGACCAGGACUACAAGUAUGACAGUACCUCAGACGACGGCAACUUCCUCAACACCCCCAGGGGGUGGGACCAUACGGCCCCAGGCCACCGGACUUUUGAAACCAAAGAGCAACCAGAAUAUGAUUCCACAGAUGGUGAGGGUGACUGGAGUCUCUGGUCUGUCUGCAGCGUCACCUGUGGGAAUGGCAACCAGAAACGGACCCGGUCUUGUGGCUACGCAUGUACCGCGACAGAAUCAAGAACCUGUGACCGUCCAAACUGCCCAGGAAUUGAAGACACUUUUAGGACAGCUGCCACUGAAGUGAGUCUGCUUGCGGGAAGUGAGGAGUUUAAUGCCACCAGACUGUUUGAAGUUGACACGGACAGCUGUGAGCGCUGGAUGAGCUGCAAAAGCGAUUUCUUAAAGAAGUACAUGCACAAGGUGAUGAAUGACCUGCCCAGCUGCCCCUGCUCCUACCCCACUGAGGUAGCCUACAGCGCGGCCAACGUCUUCGACCGCAUCAAGCGCAAGGACUUCCGAUGGAAGGAUGCCAGCGGUCCCAAGGAGAAGCUGGAGAUCUACAAGCCCACGGCCCGGUACUGCAUCCGCUCCAUGCUGUCCCUGGAGAGCACCACGCUGGCGGCGCAGCACUGCUGCUACGGUGACGACAUGCAGCUCAUCACCAGGGGCAAGGGGGCAGGCACGCCCAACCUCAUCAGCACCGAGUUCUCCGCGGAGCUCCACUACAAGGUGGACGUCCUGCCCUGGAUUAUCUGCAAGGGCGACUGGAGCAGAUAUAAUGAGGCCCGGCCUCCCAACAACGGACACAAGUGCACAGAGAGCCCUUCGGAUGAGGACUACAUCAGGCAGUUCCAAGAGGCCAGGGAGUAUUAAACAGACGGAUGAGAUGGAGGACGCCGCCUCUGGUUCUGGAGCACACACGAGCUGCGCUGACCUGCUGUCAGGCGCCGAGACCGUCUUAGCCGCGGUCGUGUGUAUUUGUAUAUACCACAUGGGUAUUUCCCAUACAUUGCGCUAGGGGCGUGCGCCACGCCCGGGGGACUGCCCAGGGAAGCCGCCCUCGCCGCCGUCUGCAGAGCUCCUUGGAAGUGCGCCUGGGGAGCGAUGUGGGCAGGAGGAUGGGGACAACUCGGAAGCCAGAAGAACCUGGAAGCCACAGUGGGUGCGACUCAAUUCACACCCGGAUCCAGAGUGUCCAAGAGAGGCGAAGGGGGAUAGAGACUGAGUUUGUAAACGUUAUAAGCAGUUUUUAUAUAUAACUUAUUUAAUACAAAUGUGACUUAAGCGUAACCUUUUCUCUGGAGUUGUGAAACUAAUCACUUCUGUGAGAGAUCAGAGAGAAAGAGACUUAGGGAAGUGGAAGAGAAAGGGAAUUUUGCAAUGAUUUCUUUAAAACAUAACGCAACGGAAAUAUAUCAAAACACGUAUGCGUCCACCUUAAACCAAAUGUUGUUUAGUCAUGAGGCACCUUGCUGGAGUCUCAGAUUCUAAAACACUCUUGCCUCAGACUGAGUAGGGAAUAUGGUAUUUUAGGGACAACGCCGAGGAUUGGUUUUAAGUAGGCUUUAAAAUAAAGGAUCAAUAUUACCAUAAUACUGUCAUUCUACUAAACGGCCCCAAAAUGGUAGAAUUUCCGCUCAUGUCUUAGCAGAUUCAGAAGACUGCAGCAAGUUCCGACAUAAAAACAGGAAGUAGUACUUUUCCAAGGAAAAACAGCAAAACAAAUAGGAAAAAGACCGGACCUCAUUUCACCUAUUUAAAUACUAUUUUAACAAUUUUUUUCUCCACCAAUAUAUUCCCAGUAAAUAAAUAUAAAAAAAGGUGGCGGGGGGUGGGGGUCAAGUCUGGGAAAUCUUAAUUUUUUUUAUAUUUUAAGCAAAGAACAAAACUGCAUUAUUUUUGUAAUGUAUUUAUUGAGUCACUGAUUAUUGUGCAUCAAGCAAUUGUUAAUAUGACCUGGUCCUAUAGGGUGGAACUUAGGAAAAAUAAAGUUGGUUCUUACUCAGUAUUUUACUUUGCAAAACUCCAAGAAAAGAGAGUAUAUAAUAAAAUCAUGAUAAAAUGUG
Molecule: messenger RNA, 4002 nt
Organism: Saimiri boliviensis boliviensis (Bolivian squirrel monkey)
Lineage: Eukaryota; Metazoa; Chordata; Mammalia; Primates; Cebidae
Gene: ISM1
Product: isthmin 1
Biological process (GO): negative regulation of angiogenesis
Source: RefSeq, a predicted model, not a curated record